Messenger RNA from Diabrotica balteata, 3262 nucleotides. The record is from the annotation of a GenBank genome assembly. Lineage: Eukaryota; Metazoa; Arthropoda; Insecta; Coleoptera; Chrysomelidae.
CCUAUUAAACUUGUUCCUAAUGUUCGUAACCUCAAUUCUAAAAUAAAAUACGAAGUUUGUAAAAUUGAGUUUUAAAAUGUUUUGUCAAUUGUGUUGUAAUUCUGCUAAAACGGCACUAUAUAGGCAGAAAUAUACUAUUUUUAAAUAUAUCAAAGGGAUAAACUGUGCACAAUACUUUCAAGGAAGAAACAAUUCUACUGCUUUGUUUAAUAGUAUUGGUACAAAAUCUCCAUAUUUAGGUUCGUGCCAGGUUGAUACAAAUACUUAUGGAAAAAUAAGGAUUCGAAAUUAUGUUACAAACACUGACAAAGAAAAGUAUAAUCAAUUAAAAACUAAGAAACCACAGAUAGAUAACCUUUUAAAUUUUACAAAUAAAUAUAAGGAAACUAUUCCAAAGCAAACUUUUUUGGAUGAUUUUGAAUCCAACAAGGUAGAGCAAAUCUAUUAUGCAGAAAGAGAAGAAAUUAAAAAUAUUUCAAAAUUAUUUCCUAUGCCCAAAAAUACAUUACAUAACAUAUUUAAUGUAGUAGCAGAUGAAACAAAGAAUGAUUCAUUUAAAUUGGCGCCAUCUUUCAAGUCAAUUCCAACGAACAGGGCAAGUUCUACAUGGAUAUGUACAUACAGUUUGAAGUGGCCUGUUGAGAUAAAAUUUUUAGCUAAAGACCACAGAAAAAAAGUAGCUGCCGAUAAAGCAGCACUUUCAGCUUUAACAUGGUUACGAGCAAAUAAUAAAAUUACAGCUGCAGGAUCUCCAAUAAUUUACGAUAAAGAAGAGGUAAAACAAUUAACAAAAAGUAGUAUACCAGAAAUACAGCUUAAUAAGAAUACAUUAGAAAUUAUGGACAAUAUAAUAUCAACAUAUGAAACGAAAAUGAACCCGUUUGUUUUAAAAUCGCAAGAAACUUCAUCUGAUCUUUUACCAGAGUCAUUAAAAAUAGCACAAGAACACGAACUUAAUCCAAAUUUAGUGAAAAAGAAAUUCUUAGGUUUCGAAAAAUAUAUUGCGAAAGAAAAAACUACAUUACCGAUAACACCAUACAAGGAACAGUUUAUAGACUUACUCAAUUCAAACCAAAUAAUUAUAGUCAGAGGUCAACCUGGUUGUGGCAAAAGUACUCGAAUACCGCAAUAUGUUUUGGAGGCUUGGGCUAGAGGAGAUGGUUUAGAUGGGAAGACAGGUAUGAUUGCCGUUACGCAACCUAGAAGAAUAGCAGCCAUAUCUUUGGCAGAAAGAGUUUCCAGUGAACGAAAUGAAUCUGUCGGUCGUACAGUGGGACAUCAAGUUCGACUUAACUCAAACUUUCAUCCAGCAACUGGAAGAAUUUUAUAUUGUACAACGGGUAUACUUUUACGACAUGUCCAAUCAGAUAGCACCUUAUCACAAUUUAGCCAUAUAAUUUUGGACGAAGCUCACGAAAGAGAUGUCAACACUGAUCUGCUAAUGAAUUUGUUGAAGUUUUCGUUAAACAACAAUCCUCACUUAAAGUUAAUUGUUAUGAGUGCUACUAUAGAUACUGAUAUGUUUAAGAAAUAUUUUGAUGGUGCUCCAGUGAUUGAAAUACCGGGAUUUACCUAUCCAAUUGACAGGUAUUUUGUAGAUUCAGUGGAUGAAGUUGAUCUAACCAAAACUAAGGCCAUGUGUGAGAGCUUCGCCCCAGCAGUAAUACACGAAGAUGUUUCUAAAGUUAUUGAUUAUAUCGAUUGCACUAAACCCGAAGGUGCGAUUUUGUGCUUCCUCCCUGGCUGGGAGGACAUAACGAAAGUUCAAAGAAUGAUUCCUCAGAGGGGCCACACUGCGGUAUAUUGCUUACAUUCCAGAUUGAACGACACAGAACAAUUUAAAAUAUUUAGUAGACCUCCACCAGGAACCAGAAAAAUUAUUCUAGCUACAAAUAUUGCCGAAACUUCAGUUACGAUUGACGAUGUUGUAUAUGUGGUUGAUACUGGUAUCCACAAGGAGCAGAGAUUCGAUACAGAAAAAGGUAUUAAAUGCAUUGAUAACCACUGGAUAUCAAAGGCAAGUGCAACUCAACGCAGUGGAAGAGCAGGUCGAGUGCAACCAGGGCAAUGUUACCAUCUUUAUACAAGAUCAAAAUAUGAAUCUUUUGAAGAAUAUUCAUUACCAGAGAUAAUGCGGACUUCAUUGACGAAAAUAGUGUUAGAUUCAAAAGCUUUCAGUAAUAAUAUGGAGACGAUGACAUUUAUGAAAACUCUUCCAACCCCGCCAGAAGAAAGUACCGUUUCUAAAGCGAUAGAAGAAUUAAAGGAACUGGAACUACUAGAUAAUAAUGAAAAUUUGACCCCUCUCGGUAAAAGGCUAGCAGAAUUCCAGCUAGAACCAAAGCUAGCAAAAACAUUAGUUAAUUCUUAUAUAUUCAAAUGUCUCUCUCCAAUAGUCGAUAUUAUCACUCUUUUCUCUACGGAUAUUGAAUUAUUCUCGUCUGGUUUAAUUGACAAAGAAACCAUAAAAGAAAUAAAAAGCGAGUUUUCCAAGGACAGCGACCAUCUAGCUAUGAUGAGGCUGUUUGAAAAAUUUAUGGAGUUUGAUGAAGUUGUAGAUAACCGUCAAAUAAGACAAUUUUGUAAGGAUUUAAGUUUGAUACCGCACCGAAUGGAGAUGCUUAGAAAAUUAAGAAAAAUUCAUUUUGACUACUUAGUAGAUGGAUUGCACGAUGUACUCCCAUUUUCUGAUGAUUCUUCAGACAACGACGAGUUAGUCAAAGCCGUUUUGUAUUCUGGUAUUGGAAAUAUUUUACAAUACCGUAAUUGGGAUAUUGUAAAAAAUCGUUUAAAGAAUAAUACCAACGUCCUACUUACUAGGAAUAAUCAUAAAGCCACCAUCACUCCAGAAAGUGUAAACUACAGGCGAUACAAAUUUCCUUCAAAUUAUCUUCUCUACAUCAAUGAAACCAGAUCCAAUAUUCGAAGAACGACUUUGGUCAGGGAAUGUAGCUUUUUAACCAAUUUGUCAGUAUUGUUAUUUUCCAAUAGGGAUUUACAAAUUAAUAAGGUCUGUGAUAUAGAUAAUAAUCAUACCGAAGAUAGAAAGGUUGAAUUAGUUGUUAAGAAUACAAAUAUUAAGUUUAUUUGUGAUGAAAGGCAAGCCGAAAAAAUAAUUAGAUGUAAAGAAGUUAUUAAAUCGUGUUACCAAUAUUUUAUAACCCAGUUAACCAGUGUUGGUGAGCGUAAUGGAGAUGUGAAUAUUAUUUGGGAUAAUAUCUUAGAAAACAUAAAUGAAAUAAUAAAGAAUUCUAAAAAUUAA